Messenger RNA from Leptinotarsa decemlineata (Colorado potato beetle), 378 nucleotides. RefSeq lists its product as uncharacterized. Lineage: Eukaryota; Metazoa; Arthropoda; Insecta; Coleoptera; Chrysomelidae. The record is from RefSeq and is a predicted model, not a curated record.
AUGAAAGUUGAAAAUAAUAACUCACUCGCUAUCGUGGACGUUCUCAUCACAAAGUCCAACAACUCUUCACACACGGUCUACCGAAAACCUACCCAUACUAACCGCUACCUCAAUGCCAAGUCCCAUCAUCAUCCUGCUCAGCUGAAUUCCGUUCUGAAUUUCUUCAUACAUCGUUCUAUAAGACUCACUGACAACCACAAUAGAUCCAGGGAACUAUAUGAAUUCACAACCGCUCUUCACCAAAACGACUAUCCCGUCUCCCAAAUACAAAGAUUCAUCCAACGACAGCAAACACAAACCCCACCCCACGAGUUAUCCGGGGAACAGACCAACCAGACAAAAGCUUUUCUCUCCUACAUCCAUGGAGUCACUGACAAA